Molecule: messenger RNA, 1323 nt
Organism: Suhomyces tanzawaensis NRRL Y-17324
Lineage: Eukaryota; Fungi; Ascomycota; Pichiomycetes; Serinales; Debaryomycetaceae
Product: RTA1 domain-containing protein
Exons: 2
Coding region: 1-1323 (440 amino acids)
Cellular component (GO): plasma membrane; fungal-type vacuole
Source: RefSeq, a predicted model, not a curated record
AUGAGCGUUCCUUCUCUCACUCCAUGGACCACAUCCGCCUGGCCCACCAAGACGGUGUUGAGCAGCGUCAACCCCACCCACACCUCGGCGUUGUUCAGCUCGUUGUCGUCGGCAGCGGCUAGAGCCCAAACCGACACCGACCCAAUCGACUUGAUCUCGUUGUCCAGAAUCAUCAGAGGUGCCCAGGCGUCGUUGUCCAUCAUCAGCGCCGAGCAGGUGUUGGCCACUGCCACCGCUGACAGCAUCCAGGCCCAAGCUACCAGAGCCAUCUUCGAGCAGACAGUCAACUUGAAGGACUUGGCUCGCGAGGAGAACUUGUACAACAUGCCGUUGAACCACCCAGCAAACAUCAUCUACCUCGUUGUCUACGCCAUCAUCUUCGCCUACAUUACAGGCAUGUUGGUCAAGUCCAGAUACCACUGGUUCAACAUCACCUUCUUCUGUGGCUACGCUUUGGAAUUUGCCGGGUUCCUUGGAAGAGUGUUGUCCCUCACUGACAACACCAACUUACAGUACUACCUUCUCCAGUACGUGCCGCUCACCAUCGCGCCCGCGUUCAUCAUGGCGGGAAUCUACUUCCUCUUUGCCCAGUUGGUGGUGAUCCACGGCCGUAAGUACUCGGUGCUCAAGCCCAUGUGGUACUCGUACUUUUUUAUUGCCAGUGACGUGCUCUCCCUCAUGGUUCAGGCCAUCGGUGGAGGUAUGGCCUCGGCUGCUUCUAAGGACCACAAGGACACCAAGCCUGGUACCGACGUCAUGAUCGUGGGUAUCUGUAUCCAAGUCGUUGCCAUGACCAUCUUCGUUGUUUUCUGGUUUGAAUUCUUGAACAGAUUGUUCUUCAAGGAUUCCAAGGACAUCAAGGCUACUACCGAAUCUCCAUACACCAAGCGUUCUUUUGCCAACUUCUUCAGAUUUUUGUUCAACACUAAGAGCUCGAGAGAUUACAGACAGAUGUACCAGGAUUCCUACUACAACCAAAACUUCAAGAGUAUCCGUGAACGUAAGUUAUUACCAUACUUCCCAUUGGCACUCACAAUCGCCGUGGUCCUCAUUUACAUCAGAUGUGUUUACAGAGUUGUGGAGUUGGCACAAGGCUUCACCGGCUACUUGGUCACCCACGAAGUCUACUUGAUGGUCUUGGAUGCAUUCAUGAUUGCCAUCAGUGGUCUCAUUUUCAUUCCAUUCCACCCAGUUCUCGUUUUUGGCUCCACCAACCUUAUUAAGGUCGCUACUAUUAAGAAGAAUUUGGACGAGAAAUCCACCAACGACACUCGGCUUCAAACUAUGACCAACAAGAUGGAAUCAGUGGCUUUGAUCAUUUAG